GAAAUAUAUUCACCUCUAAGAAACACGAUGCUACCUCUCGUCUUCCGGUUUCCUAAACCCCAGAGUCACGGACUUCCGUCACUCCUUCCAGAGCUCGACAGCAUUAGAGGCGGGACCGGGCUUGGGAUUGGCUGUUGUUGGCCGACCCCCUUCACUGUAGUCCAUUCGCUUUCUCCGGCAGGCGCCUGCGCAAUGGGCUGGCCUUGGGGGGCGGGAAGCGCUUAGGGGCAGUGGAGCCCAUGUCGGCCUUGAGGCGCUCGGGCUACGGCCCCAGUGACGGUCCCUCUUAUGGCCGCUAUUAUGGGCCUGGGGGUGGAGAUGUGCCGGUGCACCCACUUCCGCCCUUAUAUUCGACUCGCCCAGAACCUUCCCAGCCUCCCAUUUCCUGGCGGGUGCGCGGGGGCGGCCCGGCUGAGACCACCUGGCCAGGGGAAGGCGGAGGCGGCGAUGGUUACUAUACCUCUGGAGGCGCUUGGUCGGAACCGGGCCGAGCUGGAGGAAGCCACCAGGAGCAGUCACCAUAUCCUAGCUACAAUUCUAACUAUUGGAAUUCUUCUGCCCGACCUAGGGCUCCUUACCCAAGUACAUAUCCUGUAAGACCGGAAAUGCAAGGCCAGAGUUUGAACUCUUAUACAAAUGGAGGGUAUGGCCCGCCAUACCCCACUGGCCCUGGGGCUAGUACAGCCUCAUACUCUGGGGCUUAUUACACACCUGGAUAUACUCAGACCAAUUACUCCACAGAGGUUCCAAGCACUUACUGUUCACCUGGCAACAGCCCAACCCCCGUCUCUCGUUGGAUGUAUUCCCAGCAGGACUGCCAGACAGAAGCUCCCCCUCUUAGGGGGCAGGUUCCAGGAUACCCUCCUGCUUCACAGAACCCUGGAAUGACCCUGCCUCCUUAUACUUAUGGAGAUGGUAACCGUAGUGUUCCACAACCAGGGCCAAGUGUACGGCCACAAGAUGACUCGUGGGCUUCUCCUAGUACUUACGGAAUGGGAACCCGUUACCCUUGGCCUUCAGCUGCUCCAGCAGCACCACCUGGGAAUCUCUACAUAAGUGAAAAUACUUCACCAUGGCCUAGCAGUGGAUCUCCUCAACCUUCUCCUUCACCACCACCACAGCAGCCCAAGGAUUCUUCAUACUCGUUUAGCCAAUCAGAUCAAGGUAUGAACCGGCACAACUUUCCUUGCAGUGUCCAUCAGUAUGAGCCCUCGGGGCCAGUGAACAAUGAUAAUUCAGAUCUUUUGGAUUCCCAAGUCCAGUAUAGUGCUGAGCCCCAGCUGUAUGGUAGUGCCACCAAUGAACAUCCUGGCAAUCAAGAUCAAAGUAAUAAUCUUCCUGAAGAGUGUUUAUCAUCUUCAGAUGAAGGUACGCCCCCGAGUAUUAAAAAAAUCAUACAUGUGCUGGAGAAGGUCCAAUACCUUGAGCAAGAAGUAGAAGAGUUCAUAGGAAAAAAGACAGAUAAAGCGUACUGGCUUCUGGAAGAAAUGCUAACCAAGGAACUUUUGGAACUGGAUUCGGUUGAAACUGGGGGCCAGGACUCCGUCCGGCAGGCCAGGAAAGAGGCUGUUUGUAAAAUCCAGGCCAUACUGGAAAAAUUGGAAAAAAAGGGAUUAUAAGAGGAUUUAGAAUAAAGGGGAUGCCUGUUAUUAAUUUGACCAAAGAACUCUUCAUUUUGGUUAAUUACCCUCAUUUUGAAACUCCUGUCAAUGACAAGAAGCAAUACAUGCCAACUUGGAUUUAAAACUUGAAAAACUGGUAAAGGACUUGGAAGAAUACUUUAGUUUUAAGUUGUUUUCAGACCAAUGAAUGUAAUAGGAAGCUAUGGAGUUAUCAGCAUUGCCAAGUAGACUUACUCCUUAAGAAAUUUAUGGAUAUUUAUAAGCUGCUUCUUAUCAACAGGAGGGAAAUAUACUUUAUGUAACAGGCUUAUCGGAAUCCAAGCAGUUGAGACGGCGUAACCUGAGACAAACAGGCUGUGUUUUUUAAAACAUCUUGUUUAAAAAAAUCUUGUCACAUUUUUGUAAGUUGUAACUGCUUUCAGCAAACACUUUAAUGUGUAAAUUACAACUUGGACAUUAGCCUUCUGGGACCUUUGUUUUGUUAUUUGCAGUUCACAAAUACGGUAUUAUUCUCUACUUCUUGGUACAUUUUGUAGUAAUUGUUUAAUAUAAUUAUUCAAGAGACUAUAUUGACAGCCAGAGAGUUUGGCAAUUCUGAAUGAAUUUGUAUCUUUUCAUCAUUACUUGAAUAUAUUGCAUUGUGUAGUGAGUUCCUGAGGUAAAUUGUCUCCUUUUUUUGUAUAGAUCAUUAAGUUAGAAUUUUGCCUCUUCUGCUGUUCAUGCUACUAGUGGAAGGUGAGUUUGGAUAUGGCAUUGGUAUUGGAAUGAAAAUGUUGCUUUUUUAUUAUAUUUUAUUUGGAUAAAGAUUCACUUACUCCUUUUUCUUUAUUUCACAAAGUAUAACUAUCUUUUCACUAAUGCUGUUCAAUACAGAGCAUUGUGAUAAAUACCGAUGAAAAAUUAAAUGCCACAGUAAGUGGAAAAAUAACCUUAUUAUUGCAAAAGUAAUAAAUUAUAACUGUCUGCAAAUGUUAUUCUCCAUCUAAAAUAUUAAUUUCACCAUCAAGAUUCCUAUGAGCAGAUUUCAACUUAGUUUAUAGUCAGAAAUGAGGUUAAAGAGGAUUCAUGCUCAGGGAAUGAAUUAUCCAUAGUUAGAAUGGAAAAUUAUUUAUUUUUGCCUUUAUUUCCCUGGAUUAAGUUUCAUGGACAGUAUUGUCUGUUUUAUUUUUAAAGAUAAUUAUUGCCAUUAAUAACAUUUUGGAGCCAGAUUUAAGGAAGGGAUAUUGUAAAGGCCUUUACAGGGCUCAUUUGGUUACCUCUAUGCUGUUGUGUAGAAGAGGCUUAGGUAAGUAACUUACUUUUUACAUCUGAAGUGAGUUCUAGUAUACAGUAUCUGUUACUGGAAAGACAUCUUUUUCUUAAUAAGAUGUCAAAGUGAUAACUUUCUAAACUGCCAGGUCUAUUAGUGAUAAUGAAUCUAUCAGUCUUUUCCACUGCUUACACACAAAACCAAUAAAACGUAUAUAAUGAGAAGAAAGGAAGUAAAAUGUUGGCUAGGUCUUAUAGUUAGAAUGAGUGAUUUUUAUGAGUUAACAUGGAGAUAAUUUUUUCCAGGAUUUUUAUUUUUGCUCUAAUAAAGGAAUGCUAAAAUUUUUUCUAUAAAAAUUUAAAAUUAUACUCAAAACUAAAAGUUUAAAGGAAAAUUUUACAACUAAUGUAAACCAGUAAGACAAUGACUGAGACCGGAGGGAAACAUUACUAUUUAACUGAGUACCCAUGAAGUGUUGAUUUAUAUGUAUAAUUAUACAUAUUAUGUACAUAUAUACAUAUGUGUAUGUUUUUAACAUUUAUUUUUUUAAUUAUUAGAUUAUUUUAGACUAAUUGAAGAGUUGUUCAAAUAGUGAUUUCUGUAGAUGCUUCACUCAACUUCUUAUUAUAUCAACAUCUUACAUAAUCAUAGAACAUUUGUGCAAUUAAGAAGUUAUCCUUGAUAUAAUACUGUUACCUAAAGUAGGGAAUUUAAAAUAUAGAGAUUUUCUUAAUCUUUUCGUGGUUCUAGAAUUCAGCCUUGCACUUAACUGUCAUGUUUCUGUUGUGUCCUCUAGUCUGUGGUAGUGUAGCAUGACACCUGAUGUUGUGAUGUAUUUCUGGUGUUGCUACCCUUAAUUGCUACCUAGGGUGGUGUCUGCUAGGAUUUUCUACUGUACAAUUUCUGUUUUCCUUAAUGCAAAAUAUUUGAUGGAGAUGCUUUGAGACUAUGCAAAUGUCCUGUUUCUGCUUAGUUUUUUGCCUAAUCAUUUUUGUAUGCAUUAGCAUAUCUUGCUGUGUCAAUUAUUACUGUGAUAUCCUAAUGGUGAUUUUCUGUUUCUUUCAUUUCUUACAUAGUUAUUAACUGAAAUUCUUCUCUAAAAAAAAAGGCUAUUGCUUCUGGAUUUAUAUUUUUAGUUAUAGUAAGAUAUCCCAGAUCAUCACAGUUUCAGAACUUAAAGAAGUAAACCUUGUUAAAAUUAUUCCAAAUGCCAUUAUUGAAAGAAAACUUAAGUUGAUAACCUGUUUCAGAAAAUAUAAUGGAUUUUAAGAAGGAAAAUAGUAUUUAUGACUUGUGGAUUUGGUUUUAACAGUGACACUAGACUAAACAAUUUCAGAAAUUUCAAAUAGAAACUUUUAAAAAAUUUACCUACAUUUAUAUGACCUUGGGGAUAAUAUUUGUCAAAAUCUCAAAUAAAAUUGUCCAGACUUGGUAUGUUAUAUACAACUGUCAUCUUUAUAAUUAGCUAUUACUAUUUCAAUUAUAAAUGCCACUAUAAGUAUUUAGACACAUAAGCCCUAAUGAAGUAUCUGAAGGAUGGACUAUAUUUGUGUUAAUAUUAAAUCAAGAACCUUGUAUCUAAUUUUUUAAAUAAUUUCAAAUAGAGUUUUGAAAACAGCCAUUCAGUUGGUUUAUGUGAUAGCAUUAAAGAUAGGCCAAUUAAAAAUAAAUGAGGAAUAUAGAUUAAAUUGGCAUUAAAAGUAGUUUUGGUGGGAUGGAUAGUUGAUAACUGGAGUUUUGUGAGGUUUUUUUGUUUUGUUUUAAAUGAACAAGCUUAUUAGGAAAAAAUUGUUUUAGACAUAAGAGGGCAGAAAGAACUGCCCCUUCUGCUUUGCAAAGAAAAGAUUUGUGAAAACCUUUUCAAGUUGGGCAGAAGAGAUGCUGAUUACUGGAGUUUUCAUCUUUUUUUAAAAAAUUGUGAAUUUAAAGACUCAGAUAAUCUUAUGGAAGUUUUUAAUUUAAAGAAUCAGUUCUCUGAGGAAGAUUCAUUCAUUCUGCUUCCAUUCCCAGUUUUCCUUGUAUAAAAGCAAAUUUCCAUUGAUUGAUAAAAAUUUACUUCCACAUUUUUUAACAAUUGUAUUGCUUCUUGACUUGUCAAUUUUAGGUUAUUUCUACUUAUAUUUUAUUAUAGAGGAUGAGGAUUUUGGUUUAUCCAUACACACAUCUUAAUUCCUUAUGCCUCUAACUUCUUAAUCCAACCAUAUGGUAUUUCUGUUAUAUGUGAUUAUGACUGUAAAUGCUAGCCAGAUAUCAUCAAGCAAUUAACAGUGAUUACUUUGCCUUUCCCGAACAGCUUAUUUUUCAUGGAAUUAAUUGUAUUGACCUCAAACCCUCCAUGAUUUGUCUAAAUUUUCUUGCAAGAUAUUCACACAUAAAUUUUACCAGUUUCAAAUACCUGAAGAAGUCUAUCUUAGGACCUUCUGAAUGAAAAACUAGAUGUUCCUAGAUGCCCCAUCAUUAUGGGGUCUUUAUCCUGGGGAUUCUUUUCACAUUUCUUGUUAGUUUCUUGUUUUCUAUAGCCUGUACCUUUUUAUUUGUUUAUUCCUGCCUUUUGGUAGUAGAAUAUGUUCUUCAGUAGCCCACAAGGAAAGCAUGGGAAAUAAUUAUUUUCUACAUCUUACAUAAAUGUGUUUUCUUGAUUGUUGAUAUAAAACUUGAUUUUUCUCUUUGCAAAUUGUAGGAUGUUUUUUCCCCUCUGCUCUAAGAUUUACUGAUAGUGUAACUUUGGUUAAACUAUUAAAAAUGUUUUUGAACACUUUGCUGGGCCCAUUUCAUUCUGGAAACUCAUACCCUUAAAUACUGUGAAAUUUUCUUGAUUCUUGUAUUUAUUAGUUACCCUCCCCCACCAGUCUGUUAAUUCUUUAAUCUUUCCAGAAUUCCUGUUA
Condylura cristata (star-nosed mole) is the source of this 5756-nucleotide messenger RNA. RefSeq names its product BCL2-associated athanogene 4 (gene BAG4). Gene Ontology annotation, molecular function: protein-folding chaperone binding; adenyl-nucleotide exchange factor activity. NCBI's taxonomy places the organism in Eukaryota, Metazoa, Chordata, Mammalia, Eulipotyphla, Talpidae. The record is from RefSeq and is a predicted model, not a curated record. Gene Ontology annotation, cellular component: nucleus; cytosol; membrane. Bases 240 to 1619 code for a protein of 459 amino acids. The transcript is spliced from 5 exons. Gene Ontology annotation, biological process: protein stabilization.